AUGAACGCGGAGGAAAGGAGAGACUCGAAUGAACAGGUGGCGGAGAAUAAGACUGUGAUGCGUGGUCCAGCUCCUCCUCCGCCGUCAGGACUAUUGGAAACGAUGAUGAACGCAGAGGAAAGGAGGGAACGUAAUGAACAGGUUGAUGAGAAUCAGAUUGUGAAAAGUGGUCCAUAUCCUCCUCCGACGUCAGGAUCAUUAAAAGGGUUGAACUUGGAUCAACUGCGUGAGAUGUGGAACGAUAUGCACAUGAACGAGAACAUGUCCAUAGACCAAAAGAGAGCACACAAUGAAGUUAUUUCCAAGGCUGUCCUGUCCAUGGUGCUGAAGAAGAAGCCAUUGUUACAUGAUGAUCUAUUCUUACCUGAUGAUCUGACUAAAAUGAUUCUGGAGCACCUUCCCGGAAAAACUUUGAUGAGGUUCUUGUCUGUUAAUAAGCAGUGGGCUGCGAUGAUAGAAAGCGAAAGUUUUAGGGAAACUUACAGAUCCGCUUCGGAGAAGAAACCGAAGAUACUCUUCUCAGCCACAAUACAGGAAAAGCCCGAGUCUAAGUUAUUCACAUGCCACAG
This is a messenger RNA of Eruca vesicaria subsp. sativa (arugula), 569 nucleotides long. NCBI's taxonomy places the organism in Eukaryota, Viridiplantae, Streptophyta, Magnoliopsida, Brassicales, Brassicaceae. The record is from the annotation of a GenBank genome assembly.